Telopea speciosissima is the source of this 1435-nucleotide messenger RNA. RefSeq names its product UDP-glycosyltransferase 82A1. The record is from RefSeq and is a predicted model, not a curated record. Gene Ontology annotation, molecular function: UDP-glycosyltransferase activity. NCBI's taxonomy places the organism in Eukaryota, Viridiplantae, Streptophyta, Magnoliopsida, Proteales, Proteaceae. The transcript is spliced from 2 exons. The coding region runs from base 58 to 1419 and encodes 453 amino acids.
AGGAUACUUGAUUUUAGAGACUAAUAUCUCUCAAGGAGACAAAAGAAGUCUAGGAAUAUGAAGUGCAUAGAGAGGCCAAUGGUUGUUUUGGUUCCUUACCCAGCACAAGGGCAUGUCACACCCAUGGUUCAACUAGCCUUGGCCCUCCAUAGCCAUGGGUACGAUCCGGUAAUCGUCGUCCCCGACUUCAUUCACCAUCGAAUUAUGUCUUCUCAGAUUGAAGGAGAUGAUAGAAUCGAGUUCAUGUCAAUCCCAAGCGGUUUGGAUGAGAAUGAACCACUCAACUUCUUCACUAUUGCAUUUGCCAUGGAGAGUAACAUGCCAAUCCAUCUAGAGCAUAUCAUCUCUAGGCUUGAUGAUGAAGGUGGUAUGGUUGCUUGUGUGAUUGUUGAUUUGGUAGCUUCAUGGGCUAUCGAAGUCGCAAACCGUUGUGGUAUCCCUGCGGCGGGGUUUUGGCCUGCCAUGCUUGCGACGUACCAUUUGAUCACCUCUAUUCCAGACAUGAUCAAUUUUGGUCUCAUUGAUGAGUUUGGAAUCCCUCAACAUCAAGGUGAAGGAUGCUUUCUACCAGGUCAAUCUCUAUUGAGUACUACAGAUCUACCAUGGUUAGUUGGAGACUCUGUGUCACGGAAAUCGAGGUUCACAUUCUGGAUAAGGACUCUUGAUAGAUUGAGAACUCUCCAAUGGCUCCUUGUGAACACUUUCCCUGAAGGAUAUGAUGAUCAGAAACAGAAAUAUCAUUCAAUCAAGAACACUCAAGAUUACCCACAUGUAUUCCUAGUUGGACCCUUGACUAGGUAUUCAGGAAACAAGAACCCUAGCUUCUGGGAAGAAGAUAGGAGUUGCUUGGAUUGGCUAGAUAAGCAAAAGUCUGGCUCAGUCAUCUAUGUGUCAUUUGGAAGUUGGGUGGGUCCAAUUGGGGAAGAUAAGGUUAAAGAACUUGCAUUGGGGCUUGAGGCCACGCGGCGGCCGUUCAUUUGGGUUCUAUCGUCUACGUGGCGAAAAGGGUUACCUAUAGGAUACUUGGAGAGGGUGGGUAAGAAAGGUAAGCUGCUUUCAUGGGCUCCUCAAAAGGAAUUGCUUCAACAUGAAGCUAUAGGAUGUUAUCUCACACACUGUGGUUGGAAUUCUACAAUGGAAGCCAUAGAAUUUGGUAAGUCCCUUCUGUGCUAUCCAGUCUCUGGGGACCAAUUUGUGAAUUGUAAAUUUAUUGUGAAGGUGUGGGGGAUUGGAGUGGAGAUGCAAGGUGAUGGAUGGAGAGAUGUUGAAGAAGGUGUGAGGAGGGUAAUGGAGGAUGAGGAAGAGAUGCAACAUAGGGUCUUGGAAUUGAAGGAAAGGGUCUUUGGUGACAAAGGUAGCUCAAGAGCUGCAGCUAGUCUGACAACCUUUGUAGAUGAUCUCAAGAGAUCAAUAUAUUGACUAGUACAGUUAUUGU